AUGUGUACAAAAAUAUUUUUAAAUUCCCAAUACAUCAUUUCUACAUUUCAGGUAAAAAUCUUCACUGUCCUGCUCUUCAUUUGCCUCAUAGACUCGCUGCAUUCAGCCUCAUACGGGCGAAUAAAGCGUAGUGAAAACUCGGAAGAAGAACAUGAAACAAUAAAAUUGUCAGAGGAAGAAAAGGAGGUAGUACCCCCUAAGACCAAAGAACCAGAAGCAUCUGUCGGUAAUGAUUCAAAACCAUCACCCUUCGAUUUUAAUGUCCUCCUCCAAAAUUUAGGUCAAAUUGUCAACAAGAAUAAUGACUGGUCGAAGGAGUUUAAUACUUGGUUUGGUAGAGGCAAGUAG
Molecule: messenger RNA, 348 nt
Organism: Arctia plantaginis
Lineage: Eukaryota; Metazoa; Arthropoda; Insecta; Lepidoptera; Erebidae
Source: the annotation of a GenBank genome assembly